Guillardia theta CCMP2712 is the source of this 819-nucleotide messenger RNA. Its product is annotated as 20S proteasome subunit alpha type 3. Gene Ontology annotation, biological process: ubiquitin-dependent protein catabolic process. Bases 26 to 778 code for a protein of 250 amino acids. The record is from RefSeq and is a predicted model, not a curated record. The transcript has 5 exons. Gene Ontology annotation, cellular component: proteasome core complex, alpha-subunit complex; proteasome core complex; nucleus. Lineage: Eukaryota; Cryptophyceae; Pyrenomonadales; Geminigeraceae.
AGGUGUCCAUCUCCAUCCGGCGGCAAUGAGCUCCAUCGGCACUGGGUACGACUUGUACACUACAAGUUACUCGCCAGAUGGGAGAGUGUUUCAGGUAGAAUAUGCUGGGAAAGCUGUGGAGAGUAGUGGCACUGCUGUAGGCGUCCGCUGCAAGGAUGGGGUUGUGUUGGGUUUCGAAAAGUUGGUCAUCUCGAAGAUGCUGGUUGAGGGUUCUAGCCGAAGAUUGUUGACCGUCGACGAUCAUGUUGGCAUGGCUGUGUCUGGUUUGCUGGCAGAUGGAAGACAACUUGUGAACAGGGCGCGCGAUGAAGCUGCCUCAUACAAGGAGUUCUAUGGAGAGCCCAUCCCAGGAAAAGUUCUAGCGGAGAGAGUAGCUGGAUUUGUGCAUGCGUACACAAUGUACUGGUCUGUGAGACCCUUCGGAGCUUCGGUGUUGAUCGGCGGAGUGGACAAGGAUGGACCCUUCCUCUGGAUGAUUGAGCCCUCGGGGUUGACCUACAACUACUUUGGUUGCGCGAUCGGCAAGGGGAAGCAGCCGGCAAAGGUGGAGAUGGAGAAGAUCAAGUUGAACGAGACGACAUGCAGAGAAGUGCUCAAGGAGGUCGCCAGGAUCAUCCACUCAGUCCACGAUGACGUCAAGGAUAAGGACUUCGAGCUUGAGUUGAGCUGGAUAUGUGAGGAAUCGGGAUGGAAGCACAAGAUGGUUCCCAAGGAGCUUGCUCAGCAAGCUGAGGAGGAGGCGAAGAAAGCGCUGGAGGAGGACAUGGACGACGAGUGAAACUUUUAAUCUGAGAGGUGGAAUAGACUUCCUUGACUUGC